Molecule: messenger RNA, 716 nt
Organism: Hibiscus syriacus
Lineage: Eukaryota; Viridiplantae; Streptophyta; Magnoliopsida; Malvales; Malvaceae
Exons: 3
Coding region: 239-613 (124 amino acids)
Molecular function (GO): nucleic acid binding; RNA-DNA hybrid ribonuclease activity
Source: RefSeq, a predicted model, not a curated record
UUCCUCUGGCAAUAUUUUCCAUUUCAUAUACAUAAUUGCAAAAAAGAUAGCCCAGAAAACAACAAAGAGUUGCAGAGCACCACCAAGCCAUUUGUUUCAGGAACAGUAACUGGCUACUAAGAACCUCAAAGAUCAAACGAACAAGCCGCCAUCACAGAGAACAUCUUAGUAUUUAAGUCCCGGCUGAGAGUAAACAGCACAAGACAGUUCAUUUAGGUGGGAAUUUUUUUAUGAUCAGAUGAUUCCCGACAGAUGUUUUGGAAGCUUGCUUCUGGUUCUAAUUGGCAUGUUUUCCAAUGUAAUAGUUGUUAUUGCAGAUUGGAGGAAAAAUGGAGUUGGGGGAAUUCUAAGAAUGGAGAAUGGCUCGGUGGUGGGUUCUUUUCAAGAGGCUUCUGGUCCGGGUCCUCCCAUUUUGUUAGAGCUUAUGGCAAUUAAGAAGGGCUUGAUUUUCUUUGCUUCAAUCCAACGGCGUUUUGAGGAUCGCUUGAUUGUUGAAUCCGAUAGUAAAGUUGCGGUGGACUGGAUCAAGAACUUUGAUAGAUGUCCCAAUGUAUAUGUAGACCUUGUGUACGAAAUUAUUACUAAGUUAAGAGGUUUGGGAGGCAUCAUUUGAUGGAUUGCUAAGUCAGCUAAUGUUGAGGCUGAUGCCUUAGCAAAGGCCGGUAUUGGCUAGCUGUUUAGCCUUUUGGUUAUGUUCGGGUCUGUUAUUUUUUUAC